Molecule: messenger RNA, 2700 nt
Organism: Musca domestica (house fly)
Lineage: Eukaryota; Metazoa; Arthropoda; Insecta; Diptera; Muscidae
Product: N-acetylglucosamine-1-phosphotransferase subunits alpha/beta-like
Exons: 3
Coding region: 1157-2599 (480 amino acids)
Biological process (GO): carbohydrate phosphorylation; N-glycan processing to lysosome
Cellular component (GO): Golgi apparatus
Molecular function (GO): UDP-N-acetylglucosamine-lysosomal-enzyme N-acetylglucosaminephosphotransferase activity
Source: RefSeq, a predicted model, not a curated record
AUGCAGUUUGGUAGUGUGUGGGUGCAAUAGAGUUGGCACAAUUUUCAUUUCGGAAACAAUGUGUGUGUAUGUUUGGAGUUUAGAAAUUCUCGCCGUGUCCAUGCCCAAAUUUUUGACUUCCCAUAAAUUAAAUGAAUGUUGUAUUUCCUUUCCUGACCAAUUCAGCAUCAGCAACAAUACGGAGCCAUACGACCUUUACAAGUUGUGCUUCGUGCCAGAUUUUGAAACGUGCCUAGGCCAUUUGAAAAACAUGUAACAUUCAUGGGAGAAUCAAUGUAUUUGUUUGUGUGAAGGAUCGCAAACAGAUUAAAUUUCCGAACUCUGUACUAAAUAUUAAUUUAUUAAUUCAGCCAGACCAUAGACAUGGACUCUCUUCGUGCUUACCCAGGAAAUCUGUACAAAAUGCGACGUUAUGUGUAAUAUGUGUCCAGUCACAAAUUCCAGUGGAAUUUUUCUAUUUCUCUCCCGGUGUUUUGAAGUUUUUUUUUUUCUUUAUGGCUAUUGGAAUCGAUUUAAAGUUCAUCGCAUACCUUAUUUUGUGUAGGGUGCUGGUGAACGCAUAGCUUAACAAAUAUUGCAAAGUUAUUCGCACAUAUUUCUUGAUUAACAUUUUUAGAUCCUUUCAGGGACAACAUCGCUACACGUGAGCAAUAUCGCAGCGCUUUGAGAGUAGCAGUAAACAUGAUGGCAGAUAAAAGUAAAACUCGUAUGAAUCUGGCUGCUAUCAAGAAGGUCGAUCCUUAUGCAAAGGACAUUGUAGACACGUCUUCUCACGUGGCAUUUUAUAUAUUCGACUCAGAGCAGAAUGAAUGGGAGAAAACAGACGUCGAAGGAGCGUUCUUCAUAUAUAGCCGCAAUGCGCAACCGUUUCACAGUAUUUUCAUUAAUAACCGCUUAAAUACAACAUCGUUUGUGGAACCCAUAACACCGCACCUAGAGCUGCAGGCACAGGCUCCUUUCCUGCUAUAUCGCAACGAAAGAUCCCGUAUCCGAGGCUUCUGGUUUUAUAACAGCUUAGAAUGCGAUCGCAUAAGCAAAUUGGUUACUGACCUGGUACACACAGUGGCCAACACAACUGAGAACGGCGCCAUUGUUAAUGAUUCAAAGCCAAACCAUAGUAACAACAACAAUGUAAACAUAUUUAAGAUGUUGUCGAAUGCAAAUUCCACAUUGGCUAGAUUUGACAAAUGAACGGAUAACCAUUGUAACACAUGAGUUUUUGACACCAAACAUUCAAUGGCUGCCAGUUUUCUCCAGUGCAGCUAUAGAAACAUUUAUACAUCGUAUACCAAAUUUAUCGAAUCGAUUUCUAUACUUAAAUGAUGAUAUCUUCCUGGGCUCUCAUCUAUAUCCGGAAGAUCUCUACACCGAUUCGGAAGGGACGCGCAUAUUCCAAGCAUGGCUUGUCCCAGAGUGUUCUCAAAACUGUCCGUGGACGUAUAUUGGAGAUAAGACAUGUGACCAAAACUGUAACAUUUCGGAAUGCCAAUAUGAUGGAGGUGAUUGUACCGAUGGUGAUGAUUAUGUGCAACGCAGAGGCUUACUGCAUACCAUCGAACGUAGAGGAAAAAAAUCUGAAGGCACAAUCCUGUUCAGAAAUGUCAGGACAACAACUAAAAAUAUUGGAAUAAAACGUUUUUGGGAUAUCCUGCAUAGCUAUAAUUUAACACGAAAGCUUGACAUGAAAACACUUGUCGAUAAUUACAACAAGCGGCUCCACAACCAGCAAUCAAAGAACGUACCACUUAUACCGAAAUUUGCUAACAAUGUGAGAUCCUUGCAAAAAACAAGUGAACACUUUUCCCAAUCUCUAAUAUAUACAAACAUGCUUCUAAAUCGCCGAUAUGGGUUUAAGGCCCGUCACGUAAUCAGUCACGUCGGUUUCCUACUGGAGAAGACAAUCAUAGAAGCAAUGCAAAAAAAGUUUUCCCAAGAAAUAUUAACAACAGCAACCCAUAGAUUUCGCGCUCCUAAUGACCUUCAAUUUGCUUUUCUGUAUUACUCAUUCCUAAUGGAAGAAACCUACAAUGAAACCAUAGACAAUAUAUUCGAUGAGUUCGACACAGAUCAUUCGCUUACAUGGUCCGAUAGAGAAAUAAGAACGUUUUUGUCAAAAAUCUUCCCGUUGCCUUUAGAUUGGUCCGCAGUUCGUUUUUUUGAAGGUGUAAUUCAAAACUGUAGUCAAUCUCCCGAAUAUAAAUACGAAGACUUUGCCCACAAGCGACAUACUACUGUUUUAUACGAACGAUACGAAGAUUCUCAUUUGCCUACCGUGUCCAAGGUCUUAGUUAAGCAAUGUUUACCGUUGGUUGAAGCGUUACAACUAAAUUUUGGUACGAGGCCCAAGUAUAAGUAUAAAGUGAACUCAAAGCGAAAUACGUUUAAUAAUUUUAUGAUGCUCUCAUCGAACGUAACGGAGGUUGUCGAUGCUUUAGAUGGAAUUAGAAGGAAUCCAAGGAAGUUUAAUUGCAUCAACGAUAACCUAGAUCCAAAGUACGAAGAAGAAAAUGAAUUGAUUCGCCAUCUGCUGGAGGAUUUCUAUUUAUCCCUAUUUCCUCAUAGAAGUCAGUUCGAGUUACAAAUUGGAGAGAUUAUGUAAAAUGGCGUUGGCAAAAACAAAUAUUCUAUAUAAUGAUAUAUGGGUUAUGCCUUGUGGUAAUCGUUUACAUCGGCCAAUCAAUCUGGAGACAAAAAACCAAA